Messenger RNA from Ostertagia ostertagi, 255 nucleotides. The record is from the annotation of a GenBank genome assembly. Lineage: Eukaryota; Metazoa; Nematoda; Chromadorea; Rhabditida; Trichostrongylidae.
AUGGUCCGUAAUGGACCGGGAAUGUUCAAAAUCGGUGACACUGAGUAUAAACACUGGUUUGAUGGCAUGGCAUACAUUCAGAGAUAUCACUUCGAGGAUGGUAAGGUGGACAUUCGUAAAGAGGCGAAAAUAAGCCUACACACCUAUACGGCACACUUUCACAACGACCAUGAUGGAAACCUCUACAAUAUUGGUACCAUAAUGGGACACUGCUACGUAUUCACAAAGACGAUGAAUCCGCUCCAUGCUGAAGGU